This is a messenger RNA of Solanum pennellii, 890 nucleotides long. Its product is annotated as 22.7 kDa class IV heat shock protein. Lineage: Eukaryota; Viridiplantae; Streptophyta; Magnoliopsida; Solanales; Solanaceae. The transcript has a single exon. The record is from RefSeq and is a predicted model, not a curated record. The coding region runs from base 236 to 808 and encodes 190 amino acids. Gene Ontology annotation, biological process: response to heat; response to hydrogen peroxide; protein complex oligomerization.
AUACAAAGAAACCUCUGGAAAGGUAUAGUAAAUUCCAUUAACUUGUAAGGUGCUGGAAGUUUUUAGAAGAAGUCUCUCAACGUUUUCGGAACUUUCAAGAUUCUUAAACAUUACCCCCUUUUUCUCUAUAUAAAUUGCACCAAUCAAACCCCCAAACUCAAUCAUAGAAAAUCAUCAAUCACACACUAAAGAAGAAGAAGAAGAAGAAGAUCAUCAAUACUACAUAGUAUAUAGUAUGAGGGUCAUCAGCAAAUUAACAUUGCUCAUCAUUUCAAUUGCUUGCAUUUUUCAGGUAUCAUCACUAAGCGCAGAUGGGUCAUCACUUGUACCACUAAUCAUAGACCAAAUGAUAAGCAGCAAUCCGGCUAAUACAUUUCUUGAUCCAUUCAAAGUUUUAGAACAAAUACCAUUUGGAUUAGAAAACACUCUGCUCGCGAGAGUCGACUGGAAAGAGACGGCGAAGGGACACGUGAUCAGCGUAGACGUACCUGGAUUGAAGAAAGAUGAUAUAAAGAUCGAAAUUGAAGAAAACAGAGUGUUGAGAGUGAGCGGAGAGAGGAAGAAAGAAUUAGAGAAAAAUGAUGAAGAGAAUCAUUGGCAUUGUGUUGAAAGGAGUUAUGGAAAGUUCUGGAGACAAUUUCGUUUGCCUGAAAAUGCUGAUAUUGAUACAAUGAAAGCUAAGCUUGAAAAUGGUGUGCUUACAAUUUCAUUUGCUAAAUUGUCUGCUGAUAGAAUUAAAGGUCCUAAAGUUGUAUCUAUUGAGAGUAAACAACAAGGAAAAGAGUCCUCUCUUAGAGAAGAGCUAUAAUUUUAUGAGUUCAUCCUCUGUUUCUCUCGGUGAUAUGUAUGAUGAAAAAAAAUGCUAAAUAUAAUCAUAUUUUGAAAUAUUA